This is a messenger RNA of Closterium sp. Yama58-4, 1899 nucleotides long. Lineage: Eukaryota; Viridiplantae; Streptophyta; Zygnematophyceae; Desmidiales; Closteriaceae. The record is from the annotation of a GenBank genome assembly.
AUGAAGGAGGAGAACAAAAGGGUGAAGAAAACAACUGCUCAUCUGGCAGAAGUAGUGGCGGAGCUCCACCAGGAGCAGAUGCGUAACCCGUGUUGCCAGAAGACGAGAGACCUGCUUCAUGUCAGAGACGCGCAACUGAAAGAGUAUCAUGCGUCAAAAAGGGACAGGCUACACGUGAUGACGGGUACAGACGCGGAGUUAGCUGGGGAGGUCCCUUCAACUUUCCUUUCGGCAAGAGUCAAGGUCAGGAAGCAGAAAACACAAAUUGCGGAGCUGGAGGUGGGCGGCGCCAAGGUAUCUGGCUCACCCGGGAUCCUGAAGGCCACGACGCAGUAUUUUACAGACCUGUUUGGUACCGACGGUCGGACGGCGGUGGAGAUGUGGAAACCACUUGCUGGGAGGAAGCUGGAUGCAGAGACCGCGGCUGGGCUUGCGGCAGACUGGACGGAGGCAGAGGUGAAGCAGGCUUUCAAAGCGCUUGCGGACGGCAAAUCCCCUGGGAAGGAUGGACUCCCGAAAGAGCUCUUUGAAAGGCAUUGGGACGUCCUUGGCAAAGAUUUUCUCCGCAUGGCGCAGUCCUUCGUUGUUUCAGCGUCUAUCCCUGCAAGCAUCAAGGAAGCGGUUACUAUUCUACUUCACAAAAAGGGCGAGAAGGAUAAACUGGACAACUACCGUCCAAUCACAUUACUGAACUUCACGUACAAAGUGUUGGCGCGGGUGGUGGCGAACCGGAUGAAGCUGCAUCUGCACAAGGUGAUCUCAGCGGAGCAGUACGGAUUUAUCCCCAGCAGGAGAAUCUCAGAUGCCAUCGGUGUGGUUGCUGACGUUAUCGAGGCGGCGAAAAGGGGGAAUGAAGACUGGUACAUGUUGCUGGUGGACUUUCGCAAAGCCUUUGACUCGGUGUCUAGAAGCUUCCUUUUCAGUGUCCUCAAGGAAAUGGGCUUCCCGGAGAGAUUCGUCGGCUGGGUGGAAGGCCUGCACAAAGACACCAGAACGAGGCUGCUAAUUAACGGCUGGCUGGGGGAUGCGGUGGAUGUAAAAUCCGGGGUGAGGCAGGGUUGUCCCCUCGCUCCUUACCUGUUCCUCUGCGCGGUGGAGCCACUGGCUCAGGAAGCAGAGCGUUGGAAGAUUGGUCUCUGCAAUAAGGCAAACCAAAGGAUAGCCUACCAGGCACAGGUGUAUCCCCCGACAGAGGAGAUUUGGAAGAAGCUCAUGAAGCUGGUUCACAACUUUCUAACGGGCAACAAUGCAUCUGCAGAGAAAGGCUUUGUGCUAUGGAAUUGGGGGCUGCUUACCACACCGAAAGCUGACGGAGGUCUCGGAGUUUUAGACCCGGAGAUUUUACUCGCCUGCCUUGCGGCGAGGAGAAUUGGCUGUUUGUUGCUGGAGGAGAACGGGAAAAAGAAAGAGAUUAUGCUCAAGGCGGCCGGACUACCGCUCGGGGAAGACACGUUUCUGGCUCAUGAACGGCUGUUGAAGCACUGGCCAGGGGAUAACGAGCGUUGGUUGCGGACGUGCGAGGCCUUCAUGAAAUCCCCGAUUGCAGAUACCGGGAAGUCCUGUAGCAGAGAGGAGGUGGCGCAGGAGAGGGUGGUUUUCAACCGGAAGCUGCUGUUGAACGGCAUGAACCCGGUGGGGGGGCAGAAGGUGGCUAAGGAUCUAUGGGAGACGAGGCUGGGUGACCUGGUAACCGCGCAGCAGGAUGGUGCGGUGGAGAUUAAGGACAUCGACACGCUAGAGCGGGAGCUGCGUAGCAGAGACUUAGCCCGGCUGGCUCUCAAAGCACUUGAGGCAAUUCUGGGGGGCAAAACUCGGCAAGCAUUAGCGGUGGAAGGGAACAUGCAGCGGCAACAAUUUUCCGUUCGGCGAUUUUCACGAAUGGGCAGUUGUCAUCCCUGA